AUGUGGCUGCCCGCAGCUCUGCUCCUGCUCAGCCUCCCAGGCUGUUUCUCCAUCCAAGGCCCCAAGGUGACGAGAGGCCCGGAGGGGGGCUCGCUGACCGUGGAGUGUCGCUAUACGCCAGGGUGGGAGACCAACAAGAAGUGGUGGUGCCGGGGAGCGAACUGGCAUGAUUGCCGGGUCCUCAUUCAGACCACGCCAGGGCAGCACACGGUGCAGGGACCCCGGCUGUCCAUCAGCGACAACCGGAGGGACCGCGUGAUCUCGGUGACCAUGUGGGACCUCCGGCCCGACGACCAGGACACCUACUGGUGCGGGAUCAAGAGGUUUGGCACGGACCGCGGGGCACCCAUUCGAGUGAUCGUUGUUGGCUCAGAAAAUCUAUCAUCCUGGACGACCGCCAACAGCACAGGGGUGUCCUCUGGCUCCCGCAUCCGGAACUACUACCUGCUGCUGGUGUUCGUGAAGGUGCCCCUCUUACUGGGCGUGGUCGGCGCCAUCCUCUGGCUGAAGGGGCCCCCGAGGGUCCCCGAGGAGCAACGGGAGCUGCCCGUCCAAACCAACCUGUCCUACGACCUGGCCGGAGACACCGUGCCUUAG
Molecule: messenger RNA, 597 nt
Organism: Pipistrellus nathusii (Nathusius's pipistrelle)
Lineage: Eukaryota; Metazoa; Chordata; Mammalia; Chiroptera; Vespertilionidae
Source: the annotation of a GenBank genome assembly